AUGUGUUUGAAAUCUCCAAUUUUAGAAUCAGAUUUUAGUAUAUAUUCAGAUUUUAUAAAUGUUGACACAUUACCUUCAGAACUGAAAUUGUGGAAAAGAAAAUGGAUUGCUUUCAAAGAUGUAGAUCGUCCACAUACAACUGUAGAAGCAUUAAAUUAUUGUAAUCCUGAACUUUUUCCAAAUAUCCAUUUUUUAUUAAAAGUACUAGCUACACUACCGGUUUCUACAGCAACUCCCGAACGAACUUUUUCGACAUUAAAACGCGUCAAGACAUUUUUACGGAACUCUACGGGACAAGAAAGACUAACUGGACUAGCUCUAUUAAGUGUCCAUAGAGAUGUUACGGUUAAUCCCGAUGAAGUGUUAAACCAGUUUGCUCUUCAAAAAGAUAGGAACAUAUUAUUAGUUUAA
Messenger RNA from Rhopalosiphum maidis (corn leaf aphid), 411 nucleotides. RefSeq names its product 52 kDa repressor of the inhibitor of the protein kinase-like. NCBI's taxonomy places the organism in Eukaryota, Metazoa, Arthropoda, Insecta, Hemiptera, Aphididae. Bases 1 to 411 code for a protein of 136 amino acids. The transcript has a single exon. Gene Ontology annotation, molecular function: protein dimerization activity. The record is from RefSeq and is a predicted model, not a curated record.